Molecule: messenger RNA, 645 nt
Organism: Linum tenue
Lineage: Eukaryota; Viridiplantae; Streptophyta; Magnoliopsida; Malpighiales; Linaceae
Source: the annotation of a GenBank genome assembly
GCAACUCCUCUCCCCAGCGAGCAACCCCCGCCGCCAGCACUCUCCCUAGCGAGACCGAGAAGAAAAAAAGAAGAGGGGGCGUCGGUCCUUUCCCCCCACCGCUGCCACCUUGAGCCGACCCCGGGCCCGAUUCCCCCGACCCAACCGAUCCCUUUAGUAUUUCUAGGUUUCCCCGAGAUAAUCCGGCUAAGGAGGGGUUUCUUCGAGGAAGGAAUCGAGGAGUCAUCUUUUCGAGGUGCGGAGAGGGGAAGAAGACGCAUCCAUCAAGAGGAGGUUACCCGAGGAGAGCAGCCGCGACAAACCUGAAGAUGUCAACUGGAUCUGGGUAACGAGAUGGGACCUCCCAUUAUAUCUGUCUUUAGUUUCAUGUCUUAAUGAGUAUACUGGGAAACUCAAGGAUUGUGUUUUAUGUUUUGUUGCUCUAGAUUGAGGUCGCCCAAGUGUUUAGGGCAUUUCACUUGAGAAUCUUAAACAUUAUUGUUGUUGAUUUUUGGUUUUGAUUUGUAAACCUGUUUUGGGUUGCUCCGGAGUAACCGGUUUGUGGUUUGAGUUAUGGUUUGGUUUUCAAAAAGGAUCGGGUCGUUUCAGGAAGCCAAUAAAUUAUUUACAUUUUUUAUAAGGAAUAAAUUAUUUUUAAUUUUAUUC